GGGGAGAAAGAACAGACCAAAAAAAAAAAAAAAUGAGAGAAUUUGCUGACUUUGACAUUUUGACGCCUCCCGUUUUUCUAAUCUGGGCUAUUUUCAUUUUUGUUUUUUUACAGUGAGAUUUUUUUGAUCUUCAGCUACAGACCUCUGUGCUCCAGCGGCGCACGCGAGCCAUGGCCAGCAACGUCACCAACAAGACGGACCCCCGCUCCCUGAACUCGCGCGUCUUCAUCGGCAACCUCAACACGCUGGUGGUGAAGAAGUCCGACGUGGAGGUCAUUUUCUCCAAGUACGGCAAGAUUGUCGGCUGCUCCGUGCACAAGGGCUUUGCCUUCGUGCAGUAUGUGAACGAGCGCAAUGCUCGCGCUGCCGUGGCCGGGGAAGACGGACGGAUGAUUGCGGGCCAGGUCCUAGAUAUUAACCUGGCUGCCGAGCCGAAGUUGAACCGGGGCAAAGCCGGGGUGAAGAGAUCGGCCACAGAGAUGUACGGGUCAGUAGCAGCACCACCUUCUCCGUCCCCUCUAGUCAGGUCCUCUUUUGACCUGGAUUACGACUUCCAGCGUGAAUACUACGACAGGAUGUACAGUUAUCAGGCCCGGGUUCCACCUCCACCUCCCAUUGCCAGGGCCGUGGUACCCUCCAAACGCCAGCGGGUCUCCGGCAACACCUCCCGCAGGGGCAAGAGCGGCUUCAACUCUAAGAGCGGACAGCGGGGAUCUUCCUCCAAGUCUGGAAAGUUGAAAGGAGACGACCUGCAGACCAUUAAGAAGGAGCUGACUCAGAUCAAGCAGAAAGUGGAUUCCCUGCUGGAGAGCCUGGAGAAGAUCGAGAAGGAUCAAAAGCUGAAAAAUGAUAAGUCGGAGGAGGAGCAGAGCAGCCUCUCGGCAAAGAAAGAAGAGAGCAACGUCAAGAUGGAGUCAGAGGCCGGAGUGGAUGACUCGGCCGAGGAAGGGGACCUGCUGGACGACGACGACAACGAAGACCGGGGGGAUGACCAGCUGGAGUCCAUCAAGGGGGACGACAAGGAGCCGGAAGAAGGGGAAGAUGACAGAGACAGCGCCAAUGGCGAAGACGACUCCUAAGGGCCCAGCACAUUGCUCCUCCUCCUCCUGCCCCCC
Euleptes europaea (tarantolino) is the source of this 1115-nucleotide messenger RNA. It is a transcript of the gene HNRNPC, whose product is annotated as heterogeneous nuclear ribonucleoprotein C. NCBI's taxonomy places the organism in Eukaryota, Metazoa, Chordata, Lepidosauria, Squamata, Sphaerodactylidae. The coding region runs from base 171 to 1079 and encodes 302 amino acids. The record is from RefSeq and is a predicted model, not a curated record. Gene Ontology annotation, cellular component: nucleus. Gene Ontology annotation, molecular function: RNA binding. The transcript is spliced from 8 exons.